Messenger RNA from Culicoides brevitarsis, 2994 nucleotides. It is a transcript of the gene dsx, whose product is annotated as protein doublesex. The transcript has 5 exons. Gene Ontology annotation, cellular component: nucleus. Lineage: Eukaryota; Metazoa; Arthropoda; Insecta; Diptera; Ceratopogonidae. Gene Ontology annotation, molecular function: RNA polymerase II cis-regulatory region sequence-specific DNA binding; DNA-binding transcription factor activity, RNA polymerase II-specific. The coding region runs from base 1389 to 2210 and encodes 273 amino acids. Gene Ontology annotation, biological process: sex differentiation; regulation of transcription by RNA polymerase II. The record is from RefSeq and is a predicted model, not a curated record.
UACUACUUCUUCUAUGAUGAUCAACAAAUAGAAGUAUCUUGACUCUAGAGUAGAUACACUUUGUAAAAGUUGCAAGCGGUUCAUUAUGUAAACCAAGUCUGGACUGUUUAGAUCGGAACUGCACUUUCCUCAGCAAAGUAAAUCGAAGAAAUUUACAAAAGUGAACAACAAUUUAUCACUAAAAAAUAAAACUUUUUCAUAAAUAAAAAAAAAAAUAAAAUAUUAAAAAAAAGUAUUCGAGCAAAUUAAAUAAAAAUUAAUAAUAAAAAAACGCAUGAAUUAAAUUCAACUAAUACAAAAAAGAAUAAAAAUUAAAAUGAUAAUAUGAGUGUAUUAUAAAAAAUAUUAAUGUACAAUGCAAAUUGAAAGAAGAAAUAAUAUAAAAAGAAGCAACCGAGAAAAUAUACUGUGAGAAUAAAAUACAAAGUUAUCGGACUCAAUAACAUUGUGUAUUUGCAAGUAUAUAUGUUGAUAAAAAUAGCACUGAUCUUGCUAAUACUUUGUGUACUGAUUACAGCCAAUUAUAGUUGAAUUGUAUAAAAAAUUAAAAGUGAUAAGAUUCGAAUACAUCACAAGACGCUUAAAUGAAUUUUGAUUAAAACAUAAACAAAUUUUGGUAAAAGUUAAAUAUUUCAUUAAAAAAUUAAGCAAGAAGAUCAACAAAAUUUCGUAUCGUAAUAUAAGUUUGCGACGGACCGAGCAAAAACUGUUGCAUAUACUUAAGAGUGUAUUGUAUUGAAAGAAGGAAAGAAAUACGAAAACUUGUUUGUGCACCGUUUUUAUAUUUGCCUCUUUGAUAAAUACACGAGCACAAAACAAUACACAGAAAAGAUUCGCCAAUACAAUGUUGUCCGAUUGUAAACACAUCGUUAGCUCGUACAAUUGCAUUCGACAUUCUACAACAUUUUAUCACAAUCGUGCUCUAUACCAAUAAAUAAAAUAUAACGUGGUACAAGUGUAGACAUUACUCACUUUUAUUGCAUACAAUCGCGCAAAGACAAUUGUAAUUACGAAAAAAAAAACAGACUUUUUGCAUCUCGGACAUUUAAUCCAAGUACCUGCAAAGCGACGACUUAUUAAUUAGUCGUGAUAAAUGAGAAAUAAAUAAGCUGAUAACAAGAAAAAAAGAAAAUUAUUGACGAGCAGGAAUUCUCGUACUUAACGACAUUUCCUUCUUAAGAAGUACUCGCACACCUUUCAUCACAUUUAUAUGGUUGAAAGACAUCUUCUUGAAAGUCAAAAAUAGAACAUUGUUGAUAAAACAAAAGAAAAAAAAAUCAAGUGACUAUAAAAACAUUAAGCGAGAUAAUUUUUUAUCUGGGCAAAAAUUUUUCUGUGCAAACGCAGAUUAAACAGUGUUCAAACAAAGAAAAAAAAAAUACAACAAAAUGGUAUCCGAACAAAGUUGGGACGAUAACAUGUCUGAAUCGGACAUGAUCGAUGUCAAAGAUCAUGGCGGAGCCUCCAGCUCUAGUUCGUCUAGCUUAAAUCCGCGAACGCCUCCGAAUUGUGCACGUUGCCGUAACCACGGGCUCAAGAUUGCACUGAAGGGCCACAAGCGAUACUGCCGAUACCGGUAUUGCAAUUGUGAAAAAUGCCGCCUCACCGCUGACCGACAAAAAAUAAUGGCCCUCCAAACGGCAUUGAGACGAGCACAAGCACAAGACGAACAACGGUCACUGCAACCUGGUGAGGCACCUCCUCCGCCCUUGCCGGACGCAAGCACAGUCUCAUCUAAAAGCUCUUUAGACGGCAAUUCUCUUUCAGCCAUACCACCAUACCAUCCACAUCCAGCAAGAACAGAGCCACACACUGACUCGCAUCUUAUGCACAACAACAAUGGCUCCUAUCCGCCGCACUAUAAUCACCGUAGAAAUUCAAUGUCAAUGUCGCCGCCCGCGAAGAUGGUUCCCCAAUCCAUGUGUGUGUACGAAGAUCAACAACAUCUUGAUAAGAAAUACCUGAUAGACAAAAGUACAAGGAUUUUACAAGAAUGUGAAUAUGCCGGAGAAAUAUUGCCCUUCAUUUACAUCAUAUUAAGUCUAGUAGGAGGCGAUGAACGAAAGGCACAACAAAAAAUUCAAGAAGGUACGAAUGAGGUUAAUGCAUAUGCUUCCAGGAAUAACCUGAAUAUGUAUGAUCAAGGUGCCGUUAUGCGACUAGGAGGAAUGGGUCAAGAUCGAAGAAUGAAUAUUAAUGGUUAUCAAUAAAAGUACCUUUGUGGCAAUUCUCAAAAUAAAAAAAAGUGAAAAAUACUGUUGCUGCAAUCCGUGAUAGUUUGUAAUAAUUUAUAGUAAUUUAAUCAGUUAGGAAGCUGACACUUCAGAUAUUAAUAAUUUAGAGUCCAUUUCUCUAGUAGGCACAGUAUUUUUUAAUACACCUGUCAGUUCAACGAUUUUAUAAGUUUUUAUUUUUAAAUGUAGAAAUAAUUAAAAGUUCCUUAAAACAACAAAAAAUCACAAUUCUUCAAUUUAAAAAAUCCUCGAAAUGUUAUAAUUUAUAUAUUGACUUUCUGAAAAUCUGUUGUAAAUAAAUCUUUUCCGUCAUUUUACUUUUAAAAUCUCAUUUUUGUAACCAAAGGCAAUAAAAUAUUAGUUCGCGAUAAAGUUAAAAGCUAGAAAUAUAUCGAAAAUAUUUAUAUCGGAUGCUUCAAAUUGUUCAUUUUGUAUAAAAAAGAAGAAAAUUUUAAGACACGACGAUAAGUACACAAUUCUUCCUUAAAUAUUUUUAUCUUAAAUUAAUAACUUUUAAAGUUGAUAAUGAUGAUGAUGGUCCUUUCUGGCAAUUCUACAUAAACUAAUAAUUUACCAUCCAUUAAUUAAAAUAAAACUUUGACGACCGCCAGGCAGCUGAUCAUAAAAUACUAAAUAGAUUAUAUAGGCGAAAAUAGUAGUUAAGUAAAUGUAAAUUGUACAUAAAAAAAACUAAAAAUUGUAGCUUCUCAAAUGAUAUAAAUUAUUUAAAAAUAAUUUAAUAAUAAUAUAAUGUUAUAAA